This is a messenger RNA of Candidula unifasciata, 432 nucleotides long. The record is from the annotation of a GenBank genome assembly. NCBI's taxonomy places the organism in Eukaryota, Metazoa, Mollusca, Gastropoda, Stylommatophora, Geomitridae.
AUGGCCGCCCAAGCGCCGCAGACAUCUACAAACGAUACACAAGAGGAAGAUGCUUCAGAGCUCCAGUUUCCCAAAGAAUUUGAAAAUGCAGAGACUUUGUUAAUAUCAGAGGUUCAAAUGUUGCUGGAUCACAGGAAACAGCAGAACGAAAAUGCAGAGGAAGAACAAGAGCAGUCAGAAGUGUUUAUGAAAACACUGAAUUACUGCGAGAGGUUCAGCAAGUUUAAAAAUAGAGAGACCAUUGCUGCUGUCAGAAGUUCUUUGAUGCAGAAGAAACUCCACAAGUUUGAGCUGGCACAACUAGCAAAUCUCUGUCCAGAAACUGCAGAAGAGGCCAAGUCAUUUAUUCCCAGUUUGGAUGGAAGGUUUGAAGACGAUGAGCUGCAGCAGAUAUUGGACGAUAUUAAAACUAAAAGGAGCUUCCAGUAUUAG